GCAACUCCGGGCAGAAAUCAGGCCCGCCCCCUACCCCUCGUCUGUCCGCUCGCUUGUCCGGGCACACGCUGGGCCCGCGCCGUGGAGGCGCCACCGGGCCGCACCGGGCGGGGCGCGGGAGAAGGGAGGGGCCGCCGCCGCCUUAUUUCUGCUAGCGCAGCCCGCCAGGCUACGAGCCGGGUCGGUCCGCGUCUGUAGAGCCCCGCCAGCCCGCGUCCAUGAAGCCCCGCGGGCAACCCCCUUCCGCGCCCGGGCCCGCGCGCCCCUACGCCCAGCCGCAGGCGCUGCUCUUGCUGCUGCUGCUGCUCACACUGCCGGGCGCGGCGGUGCCUCUCCAGGACCCCGCGGUGCCGCUCCAGGGCCCCAGGGGCACAGACGGCCCCGCGCCACCCUCGUGGGCGAUGCUGCAGCAGGCGGCGCGCGUCGCGCUGCACUUCUUCAACUUCCACUCCGGCUCGCCCAGCGAGCUCCGAGUGCUGGCCGAUGUGCAGACAGGCGGCUGGCAGGUGGAUCCACAGAGGGGCUAUCACAUCAACCUGGUGUUUAGCACAGAGUCCUACCACCUGCAGGACGGUAAGCCACGCUUGGGGAAAUGUUUUGCUCAAGUGUUUUUCCAGAAUCAGAAACCCAGACCAGCCAUCACCAUGACCUGCACAGGGCUCAGUGAGAGAAACAGAACACUACAAGAGGAUCACCUGCUGUACGAGCAGCUGAAGCAAAUGAAGGAUGCCUUGACCGUGGGCGGCAUACCUGAUGAUUACGGAAAUAUCGAUCCCUCAGUGAGACCCAUCUGGGACUUGGCUGUUCUUGGCAGCUCUUACGUGAUGUGGGAAAGGACCACCCAGUUUUCAUACUACUACCCGUUACAGCUCAGCAGGGUGAAGCAGUGGAAAACCAGUGAUCACGCAAUUGACUUCGAUUACACUGUCCUGCUGCAUGAAUUCCCAACACAGGAAAUCGUUCCCUGCCAUAUUCACCUGAUCUGGUACCCCGGCAAGCCACUUAAAGUGAAGUACCGGUGUGAAGAGAUGCAAACCCCAGUCGAAGCUUCUUCUGGAACUGAGGAAGGAUCUGCUGUGGCACCAACAGAAUUUAGUAAUUUCUAAGAAACAAAAAGCUGAUUAUACCAAAUUCUAGACAAAAUGACUUUCCUAGCCUAAAUAAUUACUUUAGUUCUGGAGCCUGUGACUAUCAGCAAAAACUCAAAUGUAUCAGCUGCUGCUCAGCUGGCCUGUGUGGUCUAGCUCUGGGCUGCAGGGGCAUGCUGAGCUCUGCUCAUGCUGGGCACCCACUAGCGGGCUCCUUGGAGUUUCAGCCCUGGAACGUGAAAUCCAGGCAAUAAGUACCUGCUGCAGAGGCUGAUAAUUAUUAAAACAACAACAAUGGUUUCAACUCUGAAUUUGCAUUUCUUUACUCUUCUUAAUAUACUGUAAUUAUUUUAUGUUGCACAAUUGCUCCUAUCCUGUAUGUCAACAAGUAUAUUUUCAGUCAAAGAAAACUGUAGGGAAAAUAAUAACUGUUUAAGGAAUUCCACUGUUUUGUUACUUCAAGCAAGUAUUCCUUUUUAACUUGGCAUCUACUUUUAAAUAAAUGUUCAUAGUUCUAAAUAAUAAAAUGUGUUAAAUGUGUUUGCAGAGAUUUGUAUGCAUAGGCAACAUUUAUGCUAAGCUGAAAUUAAAUAAAAACCUUAAUAUUGCUUGA
Molecule: messenger RNA, 1701 nt
Organism: Marmota monax (woodchuck)
Lineage: Eukaryota; Metazoa; Chordata; Mammalia; Rodentia; Sciuridae
Gene: Rarres1
Product: retinoic acid receptor responder 1
Exons: 6
Coding region: 219-1106 (295 amino acids)
Molecular function (GO): metalloendopeptidase inhibitor activity
Source: RefSeq, a predicted model, not a curated record